AGUGCCCACUUAUGUAAAAAUUAAUCAUGCUAUUAUAAACUUUUAUUCCUAGUCAUUACCACUACCACCACAUGGGACCAGGCAAUGAUACCCGAAUUUCAACAUUUUUUCUUCUGGGAUUGUCAAAGGAACAAGAAUCGCAGCCUCUUGUAUUUGGACUUUUCCUCUCCAUGUACCUGAUCACAGUGUUUGGAAACCUGCUCAUCCUCCUGGCCGUCAGCUCAGACCCCCACCUCCACACACCCAUGUAUUUCUUCCUCUCCAACCUGUCCUUUGUGGACAUCUGUUUCACUUCCACCACCAUCCCAAAGAUGCUGGUGAAUAUACAGACAGAGAACAAUCUCAUAACCUAUGCUGGCUGCAUCACACAGAUGUAUUUUUCCAUACUCUUUGGAGGUUGUGAUAACUUUCUUCUUGCUGUGAUGGCUUAUGACCGCCUCUUGGCUAUUUGCUACCCCCUCCACUACACAGUCAAAAUGAGCCCCUGGCUCUGUGGACUGCUGGUGCUGGUGUCCUGGAUCUUGAGUGUCCUGAACUCCUUGUUACAAAGCCUAAUGGUGUUACAACUAUCUUUUUGUACAGACUUGGAAAUCCCCCACUUCUUCUGUGAUCUCAAUCAGAUGUUCAAGCUUGCCUGUUCUGACACUUUUGUCAAUGACACUGUGUUACAUGUAUCAACUGGGCUGCUGGCUGGUGGUCCCCUUGCUGGUAUCCUUUACUCUUAUUCUAAGAUAGUUUCCUCUAUAUGUAGAAUCUCAUCAGCUCAGGGAAAGCAUAAAGCUUUUUCUACCUGUGCAUCACACCUCUCAGUUGUCUCCCUGUUUUAUUGUUCAGUCCUAGGAGUUUACCUUAUCUCUGCUGCUACCCACAGCUCAAGCUCAACUGCUGUAGCCUCGGUGAUGUACACUGUGGUCACACCAAUGUUGAACCCCUUUAUCUAUAGUCUGAGAAAUAAAGACAUAAAAGGGGCUCUGAAAAGAUUCAAUGGGAUGGCGGGUAUGAAAGGGUCAGUUAUCCUCGAGGUGAAGAAGUGCCCUUGA
Molecule: messenger RNA, 1040 nt
Organism: Phacochoerus africanus (Common warthog)
Lineage: Eukaryota; Metazoa; Chordata; Mammalia; Artiodactyla; Suidae
Product: olfactory receptor 7A17-like
Exons: 1
Coding region: 72-1040 (322 amino acids)
Biological process (GO): G protein-coupled receptor signaling pathway
Cellular component (GO): membrane
Molecular function (GO): G protein-coupled receptor activity; olfactory receptor activity
Source: RefSeq, a predicted model, not a curated record